AUGAGAAUACUCUAUUUCGGGAGAACUAAGGGCAACGGGGCAGAAUUGAAAGUUAAAUUGGAAGAUCCCGAUGAUUGUUGGUGUAUAUACAAUAUUCUUGCCAUUGGUGAUACAAUAACAUGUUUUACCAGCAGAAAGGUUGAUGUAAUGGGGAAUGAUUGCAAAUGCAAAGGUAAAAUUAUCAAAAAAUUCAAUAUAACACUCAGUAUUGAGAAAUUCGAAUUCAAUACAUAUGAUGAAUCAAUAAGUAUUUCAGGUCGAAACACUAGAGAACUAGAAUUUAUAAAGAUAGGCCAGUAUCAUACAGUAGAACUUAAUGAUAAUUCUAUCAUAACUCUCAAAAAGAAUGUUUGGAAUAGAACAACGGAUGAUCUAUUUAAAAGGGCCAAAGACAAAUCUAACGAAACAAUUAGAGCAGUACUUCUUAUUGGUGAAGGAAUUGCCAUAUUUUACAAACUCACAAAAUUUAUUACCAAGGAAAUAUUCAAGGUUAAAAGAACCACCCCCAAAAGAUAUAAUAAUGUAGCAAACCUACGCUAUGAUAAGAGCAUCGAAUCUUUUUACUUAACAGUGGCUAAGACGCUAAACCAACAUUUGAAUGUUGAUAAGAAGUACAAUGUUACAAUUGCAGGCCCUGGGUUCAUCAAAAACAGUUUCACUAAUUAUAUCAGUGAUAAUGCCAUUAAACUUGGUUUUACACAAUUGCACAAAGUUCUACCCUCAUUCACAGUCCAAUCCGUGUCUCUGGUGGGAAGAUCUGCACUUAAUGAAAUUCCGGAUUUGACACCUGAUAUUAGCGUGCUCUAUGAACUAAAAAAGAGGAUGGGGAUGGGUACUGAUACAUUUCUUAUAGGCCAAAAUAUGAUUAAACAACACAUGGAUAGUGGUGCAAUUGAACACUUAUUAGUUACUGAUGGGAUUUUACGCUGCCAAUCUGUGGAAAAUAGGAAAGAUAUGUUGUCUAUUAUAGAUAAAAUCAAAAAUCAUGGCGGAAAAGUGACCAUUGUAUCGGAUAACCACCACUCAAGUGAUGAAUUGAUUAGAUUAUCUGGAAUCGCAGCACUAACUAGAUAUUCUAUUUCGUGA
Molecule: messenger RNA, 1086 nt
Organism: Babesia microti strain RI
Lineage: Eukaryota; Apicomplexa; Aconoidasida; Piroplasmida; Babesiidae
Product: Protein pelota homolog
Exons: 10
Coding region: 1-1086 (361 amino acids)
Biological process (GO): nonfunctional rRNA decay; nuclear-transcribed mRNA catabolic process, non-stop decay; RNA surveillance
Cellular component (GO): cytoplasm
Source: RefSeq, a predicted model, not a curated record